AUGAUGGAUGUGUUUCAGGAGGCCGUAGACUAUCUGCACACUCAACACGUGUCUACUACUGGGGAGGCAGAUGUUUUAGAUGAGGAUGUGUUCCAUGAAGAAGCUGCUCCCAUGCAUUCGCCUCUUCACACACACAUGGACUUCCCGGACACUCCAACGUUGUGCAGCGAAAAGGACAUGUUGGCCAGAAGACUAGUGGUCCUUAAAGGCAUCUUGGAGAGUGAGGAGGUGUAUCUAAAUGAGCUGGAGACUCUUCUAAUGCCCAUGAAGGCUCUCCGUGCCUCAGCCGGGACGUCCCAGCCGGUCCUGUCCGCUCCGCAGGUCCUCACGGUCUUCUAUCAGGUCCCUGAGCUCCGUGACCUGCACCACAGCUUCUACUGCGGUCUGAAGACACUGCUCAAGACACAAUCUGAUCUUGAACACGAACCAGAGGAAAAUAACUGCUGCAAAGCACGAGAAACACAGAGCCCUGCGCUGACUGUAGGCGACCUCUUUCUCAAACUGCUGAAUCAGGUCGGUGUGUAUGGAGGUUACAUCGACAACUACGUGGAUGCUGUUAACGUGGUUCGAAGGUGCACACAAGCCGACCCACGCUUCCGCACGCUGGCAGAGAGCAUGAUGUCUAAUAACAGUUUUUCUCAAAAAUCACGCACCAAAUACACUUUGGAAGCUCUAUUGUACAAACCACUGGACAGAAUCACCAAGACCACUCUGGUGCUGCAUGAUCUUUUAAAAACCACACCUGAGGAGCACCAGGACCACGCUUCUCUUCAAGAAGCGCUGAGACUGUCGCGCAGCUUCCUGUCGGGCGUCAAUGAGAGUUCCCAGAGCAGGCGAGGCGUGACGCUCACUCACGAAAAGAGACGGCAGCUGAUCCGCGACGGCUUCGUGGUGGAUGACAGUGACGGCGAGCGAUGUAUGCGUCACCUGUUCCUCUACACUGACCUCCUGCUGUGCACCCGACUCAAACCUACAGUCAGAGGAAAGCAGGACCAGUACAGAUUCAGCUGGUAUCUCCCGAUCGCCGGUCUCAAGUUGCGCUGCUUCUCAGACCAACGAUCUCCUGAGAUGCAACUUCGCUUGGACACCAUCCGGACCAAAAUGUAUCAACUCCAAAAACAGCUUCGGCAUCACAUGAAGGGAUCGAGCGCACGCAGCUGGAAGAAACUCGAGCAAAUGGAGCUACUGUUAUACACGCUCGCACCAGUGCACAGUCUGGAACUGCGAAGUCCCAAUGGAAAGAGCCGUUCUUUGUUGUCGUCAUUGCAUGAGAUUGAAGAAUGGAGGGAGGCCAUUUUCAAACUCACCAAAGAAAACAUAGAGACAGUCCCUCCUGACCUGCUGACCCUCACCAGUGCCUGUGCGAAGCUGAGAAUGACCCAGCAGCCACCUCUCAGCAGCAGCAGCAGCAGCAGCAGCAGCAGCAGCAGCAGCAGCAGUAGUAGCAGUAGUAGUAGUGCGAACACAGACGGGUUAUGUGGGACUUUGGCGGUGGUGGUGCAUUCUGCCACUGGCUUCCUGAAACCAUCUUGGAUGUCUGUUUGGGUGGAAGUGGAUGGCUUUAACGUCUAUGAAAGACAAGCUCAAACUCACUCAAUUCAUGCUUUGAAUCCACAGUGGGAACAGGAGCUGGACUUCCAGGUGGACGGGGCGACACUCUUGAGGGUGGCGUGCGUGGGACAGACGGACAGAGGCGACCGGACUGUGCUGGGCCGGACUAUCCUGACGUUGGACGCGGAAACCCUCAGCAGUCGAUGGAGAAAACAGGGUCUGAAUCUGGGGCAACUCGACGUAAACUUGUCCCUGAGAUACACGCGUCACCCGCCGGAGCCCCCCAGACCCCCCUACACGCAGCAGCAGCCAGUGUUUGGUGUUGCCAUAGAAACAGUUGCUCAACAGGAGGGCGUGCUGAUCCCACACGUGAUUCGCUGCUGCAUCGAGGAAAUAGAACGACGAGGGAUGGAUGAAGUUGGAAUCUACAGGAUUUCAGGCUCCACCAGCGACAUCAGCGCUCUGAAGACGGCGUUUGACACCAGUCUGGGUGAAGCCGUCACUCGUCUGAGGAGAGCAGAAGUGAACGCGGUUUCUGGGGUCCUCAAACUUUUCUUCAGGGAGUUGCCCGAGCCCCUCAUCCCGGCGGAGUGCUUUCACAGCUCGGUCCAGGCGCUCGACAUAGCUGACGCACACACUCGCUGCUGUGCUCUGCUGUCUGUGCUGCAGGCGUGUCCGGAAGCUCACCGCAACUCCCUUCUCUUCUUCCUGCAUCACCUUCGCCGAGUUUCUGAAAGACAAGAGACCAACAGGAUGUCUCUGUUAAACUUGGCCACAGUGUUUGGGCCCAGCCUCUUACGCCCCCCGGUGGCCAGCACGGUGAGGGACAUCUCUCAGGAUGUGAUUGUGCAGGUCCAGGUGGUUUUCUGCUACCUGCAGUGCGGCGCUCUGCCGGAGCCGCGCAUGUCUCUGCCACAUGACACAGAUGCUGAAGAUGAGACCACCCACCUGUGA
This is a messenger RNA of Knipowitschia caucasica, 2505 nucleotides long. Lineage: Eukaryota; Metazoa; Chordata; Actinopteri; Gobiiformes; Gobiidae. The record is from the annotation of a GenBank genome assembly.